AUGGCGGGAAAAGUCACCUAUUCAAAGCGCCCGAGCAAGCGCCACGUACCUCACGACCAUGAUGCAGUGCAUGAGAACGACGAUGGCCGCAAGCGGACCAAGGCAGAUACCGAGUCAAAUGAAUCGCGACUGCCAACACCACCCUCAAGCCGACAGGGGAAAAAGACAUGGUUCAAAGGCCCAAUUUCCGUCCCCAACGACGAUAUGUAUCCCCCACGCUCUGUGUUCGACAAAGUACUUGGAAACAAGCAGCACCAAGCCCCGAGACCAGAUGAGAGCAGUGUUCGGAGCAACCGUGAGAAUUAUGCAGAGAUCAUGAAGACGGAACAAGUAUCAAGAAAGCAAAAUGGCUGGGAAAGGAACGGCUCUCUACCAACGCCACCAGCGGAGACGCAGAGAAAAGCUCACCAACAGGCGCAGAGAGAUGAAGAUCUCGCGCGGUGCAAGGGUGAAUCGAAGCUGAAGACAUCAUCUACGCCACCAACCGAGACAUCGCAGCUCUUCGAACGGAUCAUCAAGAAUGAGCAACCAAGAGAACCAUAUCAGCCAAAGGCAUACAAGGCUGAGGUGGUUGCAGCACCGCGGCGGACUACCACGGGAGAGCGCCUAUCAAGAGUCUCAGAGCAAGCCCAGAAGUGUACGUCUUGUUCAGUUCCGCUGGUCUACAAGAAGGCUUCACUUUUGGCCAAAGACCCGAAGACCGGCCAGGAAGUACCCUGGGAUCCAAACCCUGAAGCAACCUGGAUAGAUGGAUCAGUAGACAACGAUCUGCCCAUGACCCGGCUAGCAGAAAUGUUCAACGUGAAUCACUUUAUUGUCUCGCAAGUCAACCCGCACGUUGUCCCCUUUCUGGCAAAAGAAGAGGAGAUUGUCGCUGCAGAAGCUCAACAGGAUGCCGUCACCGGUUCCAGCUGGAUGAGUCUUUCGGCUAGUCUUUGCAAGGGAGAGGUCAUGCACCGCCUCCAACAGCUAGCGGAUACUGGGUUUCUCCCAAACCUCGUAACAAAAGGACGGUCGGUUCUCAGCCAGCGAUACUCAGGCGACAUCAACAUCUUCCCCAAAAUUAACUAUGCGGACUUUCCCAGAGUCUUGAGUAACCCUACACCGGAGUACAUGGCUGGGUGCAUGCUCACUGGACAGCGAGCCACAUGGCCGAAGCUCUCGCGCAUACAGAACCAUGUCGCCAUCGAGCUUGCGCUGGACGAUACAAUCCAGAAGCUUAAGGGACGACUUGUGUUCACACCACAGCAAGAUUUGAAUAUCAGGCGGACUAGCUCUCAAGACAACGAUCUUGCUCAAAGAAAGCGGGCGAAAUCGACACAUAAGAUGACGCGCUUCGAACUCAGAACGGAACCUCCCAGUCCGGUGCUGCGGAAGUCUGCCCCUACCAGUCCUCUAUUGUCUCGCGCAGCAUUCAAAGCAUCUUCUCAACCACUUUCGGUCUCGAAGCAAAGCCCCGGCCCAAUCCAGCUCGACCCAAUGUCCUCCACCAAUGACACCUCAGACCACGACUACUUCGCCGACCCUGAGUCAGACACGACAGACGGACUCUCCUCCCCUUCACCCCCCACAUCGCCCACAUUCAACACUCCCACUCUCUGGCCCUCAACCCCGCAAGCCACCAUGCAAGCGCAAACCACCUCACAGCCCACACCACCACCACCUACUCAAAGUCCACUUAGUCGUCGCACCGGCACAAUGCUCAACCUGACCAUGACGUCUGCUGCGAGACAUUCUUCCAACCCCAAUGUACCUAGCUCCCCGGAGCUGCGGUAUAAACGCCUUUUUCAUCCUCCUGGGCCUGCUACACCGGAUGUUAGUGUUGGUCCUCCGGUUUUGGAUGUUGAACCGGUACCCAUGAACACGACACGUUCGCCGUCGGUUAGUAGGCCUGGGAGUCGGCGGGGCAGUGGAGCGGGAUUGGGUUUGCCGGUUGACCCUUCGGGGACAAGGGCAAUGCUGUUGAGGAAGAAGAGCUACAUGUAA
Molecule: messenger RNA, 1986 nt
Organism: Alternaria atra
Lineage: Eukaryota; Fungi; Ascomycota; Dothideomycetes; Pleosporales; Pleosporaceae
Exons: 2
Coding region: 1-1986 (661 amino acids)
Source: RefSeq, a predicted model, not a curated record